AUGAAAGUAAUGUCCGGCCCAGCCCUGGCAGUAGCCGUCUCCCGCGCCGGCGGACUGGGGUUUAUUGGCCCCGGUGCCAAAACACAGGACACAUAUGAUGAUCUCGAGAAAGCAUCAUCGCUCAUACGCCAAGAGGCCGGCACACUACCUGUCGGCAUAGGAUAUCAGCUCUGGGCUGAUGACAUCAAUGUUGCCGUCGCUGCUAUCAAGAAACAUAAACCAUGUGCAGCCUGGCUAUACGCCCCAAGACAGGGACCCAAGGAAUACGACGACUGGUCAAGCAAGAUCCGCCAAGCAUCUCCCAACACCCAAAUCUGGAUCCAAAUUGGAACUGUGAAGGAGGCAAAGGAGCUUCUUCAGAACCUUGAGCGACCAGAUGUUGUUGUUGUGCAAGGAGCUGAAUCUGGUGGCCACGGUCGGGCCAAAGAUGGAAUGGGGCUUAUGGCGCUGUUUCCAGAAGUAGCAGAUGCCAUGGCAGGCAGCCAGAUUCCUUUGUUUGCAGCUGGUGGGAUUGCGGAUGCGCGUGGUGUUGCAGCGGCGAUGUGUCUUGGAGCUUCGGGCGUCGCGAUGGGGACUCGAUUCCUGGCUGCUAGUGAAGCACGCAUAAGUCGGGGUUACCAAGACGAGGUUGUACGUGCGGCGGAUGGUGCAGUCUCGACCACGCGUACGCUACUGUAUAAUCACCUCAGAGGCACUUUUGGGUGGCCGGAGGAAUAUUGUCCCCGGACUAUUGUGAACAAAUCAUUUGUUGAGCAGCAGGAAGGAAAGUCAUUUGAAGAACUAAAGAAACUUCAUGAUGAAGCUGCUAAGACGGGCGAUAAAGGAUGGGGACCUGAGGGAAGACUCGCGACAUAUGCAGGGGCCUCUGUUGGACUGAUACAUGAUGUGAAAGAUGCACAAGAUAUUGUCCUUGGGGUUAAAGCGGAUGCAUUCGAGAUAAUUCAGCGGCUGUCUCCCUAA
Penicillium griseofulvum is the source of this 960-nucleotide messenger RNA. Its product is annotated as nitronate monooxygenase. NCBI's taxonomy places the organism in Eukaryota, Fungi, Ascomycota, Eurotiomycetes, Eurotiales, Aspergillaceae. The transcript has a single exon. The coding region runs from base 1 to 960 and encodes 319 amino acids. Gene Ontology annotation, molecular function: nitronate monooxygenase activity. The record is from RefSeq and is a predicted model, not a curated record.